UUUAAUUUUUUAUUUGCAAAUAUUUAGUAAGCCGAAUGUUGUGUGCCCGAGAAGGGGAGCGGAUGAUGUUUUAAUUUAAGUGAUUUGUCUUCAAAUUUUGUGGUAAAAGCUGGGAAUUCGGUGCAAUUGAAGGGCGGAAUCACGUCAUUAUAAAUCUUCCGAAAGUCCCAGAAGAGAGAGGGGGUCUUUGGUUCCAAGUCACCAUCAUCAUCACAAUCGUCCAUAACAUCUCAACCUCUGAUCCAUUUUCUCUCUUCUUUUCUGCUGUUCUUGUAGACACUGUAUCAGAAGCCCAACAAUUGUUGUUAUUAUUGUUAUUAUUCUGUAUGAUUUCUCUGUUAAAUUAAUUUUUAGAAAUAGUGUAGUGAAGUGAGCUGGAGAUUUUGUUGGAUUGCUGAGUUGCUACUAUAUGGUGGAUCGAGAAAUAUUGGCAGAAAAUUCAUCUCUCGGAGUUUUGGCCCAGGCAUGAUUCGUUUGAUGUCAGCUUUGUCUUGGAGAUAAACUGGAAGAGAAAAUGAGGAUGAGGAACAAAUACAGGAAACCAACCACUUUCCGUUGCAAUGCAGGAAGCAGAUGUUCAUUGUCUGUCAUGGUGUGGAGCCUUGUGGGAUUCCUUCUCAUGAUCCAUUUUUACUCCCUCAGUCGUCACAAAGAUGGGGCUGGAGGACAUAGCCAAUUGCAAAUGAGUCACCACCACCCACUACUCCGUGAACUUGAGCAGGUGGAAGAGGAGAAUAUCCAAAUUCCUCCACCAAAAGGAAAACGAUCUCCAAGGGCUGCAAAGCGGAGACCUAAGCGGCCUACCACCUUGAUUGAUGAAUUUCUUGACGAGUCUUCUCAAAUCAGACACUUGUUCUUUCCUGAUCAGAAAACUGCCAUAGAUCCAAUGCAGGAAGCAGGGAAUGAUAGCUUCUGCUACUAUCCAGGAAGGAUUUGGUUAGAUACUGAUGGAGAUCCUAUUCAAGCUCAUGGAGGUGGUAUUCUAUACGAUAAGAGAUCGAGGAUGUACUAUUGGUAUGGAGAGUAUAAAGAUGGGUCCACCUACCAUGCUCAUAAGAAAGCAGCAGCACGGGUUGACAUUAUUGGAGUUGGUUGUUAUUCUUCCAAGGACUUGUGGGCAUGGAAAUUUGAGGGCAUCGUGCUGGCUGCAGAAGAAACAGAUGAAGCCCAUGAUCUCCACAAAUCCAAUGUGCUUGAGAGGCCAAAAGUCAUUUACAAUGAUCGAACGGGAAAGUAUGUAAUGUGGAUGCAUGUUGAUGAUACCAACUACACCAAAGCUGCAGUUGGCGUUGCCAUAAGUGAUUCACCCACAGGUCCAUUUGAUUAUCUCUACAGUAAACGACCCCAUGGAUUUGACAGCAGGGACAUGACUCUCUUCAGGGAUGAAGAUGGUGUAGCAUAUCUCAUAUACUCCUCUGAGGACAACAGUGAACUUCACAUAGGACCACUUAACCAAGAUUAUCUCGAUGUGACACAUGUCAUGAGAAGGAUUCUUGUGGGACAGCACAGGGAAGCACCAGCUUUGUUCAAGCACCAGGGGACUUACUACAUGAUCACAUCAGGCUGCACGGGGUGGGCACCAAAUGAGGCACUAGCCCAUGCAGCUGAGUCAAUCAUGGGGCCAUGGGAAACAAUGGGAAACCCAUGCAUUGGAGGGAAUAAAAUUUUCCGGCUUACAACAUUUUUUGCUCAGAGUACAUUUGUGGUUCCUUUGCCAGGGAUCACAGGCUCGUUUAUAUUCAUGGCAGAUCGAUGGAAUCCAGCUGACUUGAGGGAUUCCAGGUAUGUAUGGUUGCCUCUAACAGUUGGGGGAGCGGCUGAUCACCCUCUUGAGUACAAUUUUGGGUUCCCAUUAUGGUCAAGAGUGUCAAUUUAUUGGCAUAGAAGGUGGAGACUUCCUUAUGGUUGGAGGGAACAGAAAUAAAGUAGGGGUUGUAUCAUAUAUAUGAAAAGGCUCUUUGGUUAAUUCUUUCACUGGUUGCUGCUGCUGUUGUGUCUCUGUAAUUCAAAACAUUCUCUUGGACGUCAGAGUACAGUAACUUGGGUUAGAAUGUUCAGUCUCAAAGUGCUCCCAGUGAACUCCCCAUAAUAUUAGUUUUGCGAAAGGGUGAAUUCUUUAGAAGUAUUACCCUUACAAUGAUUUUUUUUUGCUUUUAAUUAACCUUUCAAUUAAUCA
Vitis vinifera (wine grape) is the source of this 2176-nucleotide messenger RNA. RefSeq lists its product as uncharacterized. Gene Ontology annotation, molecular function: hydrolase activity, hydrolyzing O-glycosyl compounds. NCBI's taxonomy places the organism in Eukaryota, Viridiplantae, Streptophyta, Magnoliopsida, Vitales, Vitaceae. Gene Ontology annotation, biological process: carbohydrate metabolic process. The coding region runs from base 515 to 1924 and encodes 469 amino acids. The record is from RefSeq and is a predicted model, not a curated record. The transcript is spliced from 3 exons.